Phytophthora sojae is the source of this 855-nucleotide messenger RNA. RefSeq lists its product as hypothetical. NCBI's taxonomy places the organism in Eukaryota, Oomycota, Peronosporomycetes, Peronosporales, Peronosporaceae. The record is from RefSeq and is a predicted model, not a curated record. The transcript has a single exon. The coding region runs from base 1 to 855 and encodes 284 amino acids.
AUGCAAGCUGUCCCCGUCGGAUCCUCGCGUCUCGCGCCGCUACUGCAGGCGGCCUCGCUCCCGUCGGAGCCCUACACGGCCCCGCACACGAUCCGCACCAUCCGCCUGCCGUCGCUGGCGCCGCGCCUCCCCACGCUGCCGAGCCUCAUGAGCACGCUCGCAGCGCAGGGCGGUCCCGUCGGCUCGGCCAACUCGUCGCCCUCGCGCACGUCAUCGUCGAUCUCGUUCCUGCUGAACCCGCCGGCGCGUCAAGCCGCGGACGCCCAGCACCACAUGAACCAGCUGCAGCAGCAGCAGCACUACGUCCCUGCGGCGUCGACUGCUCCGUCGAGCAUCCUGUACCACCCGUACUCGAACGCCGCCGCUGCGUCGGCGCCCCUGGCCACGAGCAUGAUCCAGCCGCAGGACGCCAAGCCGCAGCCCAAGAAGAAGCGCAAGACGCGCAUCUGCAAGUCGGAGGGCUGCGAGAAGUACGUGGUGGACCGCGGGCUGUGCAUCCGCCACGGCGGCGGCAAGCGCUGCUCCGUGGAGGGCUGCAACUGCCGCGCGCAGAACCGCGGGCUCUGCUGGAAGCACGGCGGCUACACGCGCUGCACGGUGGAGGGCUGCACGAAGCGCGCCAAGUCGCGCGGCAUCUGCUGGUCGCACGGCGGCGGCACUCGCUGCAAGCACGGCGGCUGCUCCAAGAUCGCGGUCUCGCACGGGCUCUGCUGGGCGCACGGCGGCGGCAAGCGCUGCCUCGUCGAGACGUGCCAGAAGCCGGCCUACGAGCGCAACGGCAACCUCUGCGCCGAGCACUGCGCGCUGCGCAACCAGCAAGCGCAGGCUGCUGCUCCCGUGCCCGCGACCAACUAA